This is a messenger RNA of Saccostrea cuccullata (small rock oyster), 1545 nucleotides long. RefSeq lists its product as uncharacterized. Bases 1 to 1545 code for a protein of 514 amino acids. The transcript is spliced from 4 exons. NCBI's taxonomy places the organism in Eukaryota, Metazoa, Mollusca, Bivalvia, Ostreida, Ostreidae. The record is from RefSeq and is a predicted model, not a curated record.
AUGGUUGUAGACAGCAGCGAUGAGGAGGAUAGUGCAGAAGACAUGGAAUCCAUUAGGAGUCCUCUCGGAUCUAAAUACAUGGAUCAGUUAGGUCGUUUGACUCUAAUUCUCCAUGUCUUUGACACUGCCACUGAACAAAUCAGUCUGCAGACAAAACAGCAGUUCACAAGACCUCCACUGGAAGAUAUUGCUACCAUCAAAACAAAGCAGAAGGGCACAAGGUUUUCCUUAAAAGGAACAGUGGACAGGAUAACAAAUAAUGGCCUUGUGUGUUCUGCACAUUUUGAAGAUGCGGACAUAAAUAAAACACUUGCAGGAAAGAUAAAACUUAUCCUUGGUGCUGUACCAACAAAAUUUGCUAGGACAAAGACACCUGCAAAGCGCUUGGGACCACAGCGCAGAUCAGUAGUCAAGAUUGAAAAGGGUGAUGGUGAAAAUGUUAUGGCAUCAACAUCUGCGAGUAAUGAACAUGAUUGUGUACAAAUUCCACUGGCAACAUUUGACAAUGACUAUGUUGUACAACAGGAAUCGGAUUCUUCAAAACUUGAAUCAGCGCAAGCAGAACUGAAGCAACUUGAGCAGGAGAACAUAGCUCUAAAAGAAGCAAAGUUUGGAUUAGAACGAUUUCACAAUGACGACAACAUGAUUAAUUUCUACACAGGAUUCAAAGAUUACCAAACAUUGACAGCUGUAUUUAGUGCUCUCAAACCAACAGCUAUGACAAUGAUUCGAUGGACUCGGAUGCAGAGACAGGGAGCAGAUUUAGAAAAAGUAAAAAAAAUAACUUUUAGUUUGGAAAGUCAUCAUCUGUCCCUGAUUGACGAGUUCUUUGUCUUCCUCUGUAGAAUUAGACAAGGCUUCCCCGAACAAGAUCUAGCGGUCAGAUUUUGUAUGUCACAAACAUCUGUAAGCAGAAUUUUGAUCACAUGGUCAAACUACCUGUAUGCUAUGCUUGGCAGUUUGCCUCUACGGCCUUCAAGAACUGCAGUAAAUAGGAACAUGCCAGAGAGUUUUAGACUUACAUACCAAUUUACCCGUGUGAUACUUGACUGCACAGAAAUAAAAGUACAGACCCCUAGCUCAAAGGUUCUGAACUCACAGAUUUACUCGAACUACAAAAGCCACACCACAUUCAAGGGUCUUGUUGGUAUUACACCGUGUGGAACUGUUUUGUUUGUUAGUUCUCUAUACACUGGAGGGAUUUCUGACAAAGAUAUCACAGCCAGAUCGGGAAUACUAGAUCUGCUUGAAGAAUAUGAUGAUGUCAUGGCAGACAAGGGAUUUUUAAUAUCUGACCUACUUCAAGCCAAAAAUGCUGGCCUAGUCAUUCCUCCUUUCUUAGGAGCAAAAGGGAAGUUUUCCAGAAAUGAGGUUUCUACAACCCAUGAAAUCGCACGUCUGCGAAUUCAUGUUAAGCGGGCGAUCAGAAGGAUAAAGGAGUACCACAUCUUUGACGGAGUUAUUCCCCUGAAUCUGGCACCAUCAAUCAACCAGAUAUGGACCGUGUGUGUUAUUUUGACAAAUUUUCGGGGGGCAUUAUUUUAA